Trachymyrmex cornetzi is the source of this 1047-nucleotide messenger RNA. RefSeq lists its product as uncharacterized. The record is from RefSeq and is a predicted model, not a curated record. The transcript has a single exon. Bases 1 to 1047 code for a protein of 348 amino acids. Lineage: Eukaryota; Metazoa; Arthropoda; Insecta; Hymenoptera; Formicidae.
AUGCCGAUGGGAUCACCUUUAUCACCCGUGAUCGCGGACAUAGUACUUCAGGAUUUGGAGGAGAGAGCCUUGAACACUUUGGGAAUUCAUCUUCCGUUUUAUGUAAGAUAUGUCGAUGAUGUUGCUUUAGCAGCACCAAAAGAAAAAACGACAGAGAUCCUCAGGGUGUUUAAUUCUUUUCAUCCACGACUACAAUUCACCAUGGAAAUUGGUGGCUUGACGUUAAAUUUUUUGGAUUUGACGUUGAUUAAAUUCAAUGGAGGAAUUGAAUAUGAUUGGUAUCAUAAACCUACUUUCUCUGGUAGGUACAUAAAUUUUAUGUCUCAACAUCCUCUUUCUCAAAAAAUGGGUACGAUUAUGGGUCUGGUAGAUAGAGCAUUUCUUUUGUCUGUUCCAAAAUUCCACAAAAAGAAUUUAAUAUUUGUUAUAGAAACUUUACUUUGUAAUGACUAUCCGUUAGAUAUUAUUUUUAACACAAUUAAUGACAGGUUGAAAUCAUUAGUGAAUAAAAAAACCGCUAAUCAACAAAAUACUGACACAAUUAUGAAUAAUGUUGAAGAGAUAAAAACAUGGUUCAUUAUACCAUAUAUCAGAAAGAUGACAGAUAGGUUUACAGAAAUAGCCAAAAAUUUGAGUGUUAAAUUGGCGAUUUGCAGUCUGAAUAAACUUAACUGUUUUAUUAAAGCGCAGAAAGAUUGCCUGACCACUUUCCAUAAAAGGAACGUGAUUUAUAAAAUUAAUUGCAAUGACUGUGAUGCGUCUUAUGUUGGCCAAACUAAGCGCACAUUAGGAGUAAGAAUCAAAGAACACAAGAAUGACAUCCGUAAACGCAAUGGUAAUCUUUCUGUUCUCAGUGAACACCGAUUAAAUUUGAACCAUGAUUUUGAUUGGGAGGAUGUCAAAAUUAUGGAUACUGAAAGAUGGUUUUACAGACGACGUAUAUCUGAAAUGUUGUAUAUAAAGUUGCAAAAAAACAGCCUCAAUCUACAAUCUGACACAGAUUUUUUACAUGAAUCGUAUAUGCCCAUUCUCGAACAAUUGCGAUAA